CAGCAGCACCUCGACCACUACCACCACAACUACACCACUCACCUCAUCAGCUGGGGUGAGUAGUGUUGGUGUAACACCAGCCCUGGAGUGUCCACCCUCAAGCACAGCCAAAGACCAUUUAAGCGUUAAUCGUUUGAAUGCCGGUGGCAAUGCAUCCUCGGCUCCUGGCCCAGGUGGUACAAGUUCAUCGCCUGAUGUCGAAGCCAUGCGUGAAUGGUGGCGCACACGAAGUCUAAACGCUCCCUCGCCAUUUCAACAAUUCGGACCAUGUGGACGCAUUAUGAAAAAUCCAGCCAUGGUGAUGCAAAUACAAGAUCCGGCCAGUCAGCGUUUGACCUGGUACAAGCCACCUCUGACGGUGUUGGUAAUCAAAAAGGUACGAGACUCCACUGUGAUGGCACCAUUUGUCCAGCUGGUCGAAUGGUUGGUACAGGAGAAACAUAUGGUGGUAUGGGUUGAAUCGGCGGUACUCGAUGAUCUCUCACUGCAGGAGGAUAAAAGAUUUCAGAAUAUCAAAGAGAAAUUAGUUACAUUCAAAGAUGGCCGUGAUGAUCUUACCGAUCGCAUUGAUUUCAUUGUUUGCCUUGGCGGCGAUGGCACCCUGCUAUAUGCCUCUCUGCUGUUCCAACAGUCGGUGCCACCGGUAAUGGCUUUCCAUUUGGGCUCUUUGGGUUUUCUUACACCAUUCCAAUUUGAUAAUUUCCAAGAACAAGUAACCAAUGUGCUGGAGGGUCAUGCUGCCCUUACGCUGCGCAGUCGUCUGCGUUGUGUCAUCUAUCGGAAAAGUGAUCGCCGCAAGGAUUCCGAUUGCCAACAGAAUCAAAUGAAUUGUAGUAUCUCAGGUGAUAGUGGAGUGUCGAUGGAUUCCUGUGGUGGCGGUGCAACACAUAAUGCCAGUGGCAAGAGUGGUAGCCGGGCUCCGUCAACAAAUAUUUUGGUCCUCAACGAAGUGGUCAUCGACCGCGGCCCCUCACCAUAUCUCAGUAAUAUCGAUUUGUUUUUGGAUGGCAAAUAUAUUACCUCGGUCCAGGGUGAUGGUUUAAUCGUUAGCACACCCACGGGCAGUACAGCCUAUGCUGUGGCAGCUGGUGCCUCAAUGAUCCAUCCAUCAGUGCCCGCCAUUAUGGUAACACCCAUUUGUCCACAUUCGUUAAGUUUUCGUCCUAUUGUUGUACCUGCUGGUGUUGAACUUAAGAUUUCCGUAUCACCCGAUAGCCGUAACACAUCAUGGGUCUCAUUCGAUGGACGCAAUCGUCAAGAACUAUUCCAUGGCGAUAGCCUGCGGGUGACAACCUCAAUAUAUCCCGUGCCAAGUAUAUGUGCCCAAGAUCAAAUAUCCGAUUGGUUUGAUUCCCUAGCCGAAUGUCUACAUUGGAAUGUACGCAAGAAGCAAAAGUGUCUCGAUGAACUAUCCGACCUAACAGCAUCGGGAUCUGAAGAUACCCUGGAUGAAUUAGAACGAGGCUCGGAUUCGUUACUAGAUAGUUAA
Molecule: messenger RNA, 1489 nt
Organism: Musca vetustissima
Lineage: Eukaryota; Metazoa; Arthropoda; Insecta; Diptera; Muscidae
Gene: Nadk1b
Product: NAD kinase
Exons: 5
Coding region: 206-1489 (427 amino acids)
Biological process (GO): NAD+ metabolic process; NADP+ biosynthetic process
Molecular function (GO): NAD+ kinase activity
Source: RefSeq, a predicted model, not a curated record